This is a messenger RNA of Rhodotorula toruloides NP11, 1443 nucleotides long. RefSeq names its product transcription regulator HTH, APSES-type. The record is from RefSeq and is a predicted model, not a curated record. The coding region runs from base 1 to 1443 and encodes 480 amino acids. Lineage: Eukaryota; Fungi; Basidiomycota; Microbotryomycetes; Sporidiobolales; Sporidiobolaceae. Gene Ontology annotation, molecular function: DNA binding. Gene Ontology annotation, cellular component: nuclear membrane complex Bqt3-Bqt4. The transcript has 4 exons. Gene Ontology annotation, biological process: mitotic telomere tethering at nuclear periphery; meiotic attachment of telomere to nuclear envelope.
AUGCCGAGCACGCGCCGCGCCUCCAAGUCGCCCGCUCCCCCCGUCCGGCGCUCAUCUCGCCAGUCGACGCCCACCCGCGACAUCGCCUCGCCGCCGCCGUCGACGCGCACGACGCGCUCCUCUGCCGUCGGACUGCCAGCUUCUGCUUCGACCCCGUCCCUCUCCGCUCUCGUCCCGCCGCACGACGACAGCACGCCCACGUCACCGGGUCGAGGGAUGCGCAAGUCGGCUUCGACGCGCGCGCUGUCUCCGCGUGUUGCGGCAAGGGUGUCGCGCCCGCCGCUGCCGACGCACGCGGCCAACACGCUGUUUCCGAAGGAGAAGGAGGGGAAGGGCGGAAAGGCGGUCAAGACGCACAAGGUCAAGACGCAGACGCUGCACCUUGGUGAGGAGGGCGGAACGAUCAUGAUUGCCAGGGUCAAGUGCCCCGUCCCGAAGAACGUGCCAGGCCACCUCAUCAAGCGCUUCGAUACGAACGCCGUCUCUGCCUCGUCCCUCUUCCGUGCCGCUUUCCCCACCGCGACCGAGGAGGAAGAGAAGCUCGAGAUGCGCUGGAUUGCGGUCGGCUCGCGAGGACAGUACGGAGACACGGUCAAGGCAGGCAUGGAGCACGACGAGUCGAAGAAGCUGAGCGGAACGUGGAUUCCCGCCGCGCAUGCGCACGCUCUCGCUACCGAGUACGGCAUCGCACGUUACGCCGUGGACCUCAUCGAUUACGUCGAGGACGGCGAGCCUUCGAACCAGCCCGACACGCCCGAAGGCAGCUUUGACGACUCCCCCGCCGCUCGCUCUCCUCGCGCCAAGCGGGCACGCGUUUCCUCGCCUCUCGCAGGGAAGAGCGGUUCAUCCGGCGCACAAGCUCUUUCUGGCGCAACUGGACCGGGCGUCUCUAUCCUGCAGACCCUCUCGACUGACGCCGAGACGGGCGACAUCACCGAGACGACCGAGGUCAAGCUCGACGUGCCGGCGGGCGACGACGUCCCGCAGUUCGACGCCUCGGCCGAGCACCAGCUGAAGGAGGCGCAGAAGCUCGUCAAGGACCUGGCGAAGAACCACGUCCUCGCCGACCUCGCCGACGGGACACACAUCCCCGAACCGCACGCUUCGACCUCGACUUCGUCGAAGAAGCGCGCGCACGAGGUGGACGAAGACGACGAGCCGUUGCCAGAGCAUGGCACGCUCGCCGAUGCGCUCGGCAUGGUGGACAACCGCUCAUUCUUUGCCAAGCUGUUCAGGCGCAACCCGAAGAAGCGCAGGACGCCGGUCCAGGGCGGACGCGAGACGAGGGCGUUGCCGGCGCCGAGGGCUUCGGCGAGUGCAGACGUCCCGCAGGUCGUCAUCCGGGAAGAGGACAACCUCGAGGAGGGCAGGAGGUGGGUUGCGGGACUCGGACUCGCCGUCGCGGUUGGUGCGACCGCAGCAGCGCCCUACCUUUUCGGUUGA